Carlito syrichta (Philippine tarsier) is the source of this 1226-nucleotide messenger RNA. Its product is annotated as mitochondrial import inner membrane translocase subunit Tim23. Gene Ontology annotation, biological process: protein import into mitochondrial matrix. The record is from RefSeq and is a predicted model, not a curated record. The coding region runs from base 179 to 808 and encodes 209 amino acids. Gene Ontology annotation, cellular component: TIM23 mitochondrial import inner membrane translocase complex; mitochondrial inner membrane. Gene Ontology annotation, molecular function: transmembrane protein transporter activity. The transcript has 7 exons. Lineage: Eukaryota; Metazoa; Chordata; Mammalia; Primates; Tarsiidae.
UACAUUGCCGCAAAGCGGAAGUGUGGUGCUUAGCGGGAACCGGCGCCCGGAAGGUCAGCGUGUGAAGGAGGCGGUGGUAACGCGGGGCUACCCGCUGUUACCGAGGAGCAGCCGCCCAGCAGAAGACCCCCGACCUGAGGCAGCGGCGGAAAGCAGUCAGGCAGUUUGCUGCGACACCAUGGAAGGCGGCGGGGGAAGUGGCAACAAAACCACAGGGGGGUUGGCCGGCUUUUUCGGAGCCGGCGGAGCAGGUUACUCCCACGCGGAUUUGGCUGGCGUCCCGCUAACUGGUAUGAACCCUCUGUCUCCUUAUUUAAAUGUGGAUCCACGAUAUCUUGUGCAGGAUACAGAUGAGUUUAUUUUACCAACUGGAGCCAAUAAAACCAGGGGCAGAUUUGAACUGGCCUUCUUUACCAUUGGAGGAUGUUGCAUGACAGGCGCUGCAUUUGGAGCAAUGAAUGGUCUUCGGCUAGGACUGAAGGAAACCCAGAACAUGGCCUGGUCCAAACCAAGAAAUGUACAGAUUCUGAAUCUGGUGACUAGGCAAGGGGCACUUUGGGCAAAUACUCUAGGUUCUCUGGCUCUGCUCUAUAGUGCAUUUGGUGUUAUCAUUGAGAAAGCAAGAGGUGCAGAAGAUGACCUCAACACAGUAGCAGCUGGAACCAUGACGGGCAUGUUGUACAAAUGUACAGGUGGUCUUCGAGGGGUAGCACGAGGUGGUCUGACAGGACUAACACUUACCAGCCUCUAUGCACUAUAUAAUAACUGGGAGCACAUGAAGGGUUCCUUGCUUCAACAGUCACUCUGAAGGCUUUGCCAACCCAUGAAUGAAGGACACUUCAGUAGUCAUCCAGAUCAAUUUAUAAGUCAGUCUGGAGUUAUUCUCUCUCUUCUACCUACAAUUAGUUUGAAAAAUUGGAGAUUCUGGUUUGCUGUGAUGAAGAUGAAGAUGGUUGACCCAGGACUGGCAUUUCUUCCAGCCAUUAGUGAGCUGAAGCCAAAGGUGGCUCACUGAGUGAAGUGGUUUUCUUCUACUUUGGAGAAGAUCUUGCAUCUCUCUGUUCUCUUUCUUCCCCUCUGAACUGGAAAACCACUUACUCCAAAAAUUCAGGUCAUGCUUGUUGUCAAUACUUUUAUCACCAAGUCUGUUCAUUUAAUGAUCUAAAACUGUAAUGUUGCACUGUAUUCCGAAUAAAGGGUAAAAACAGAACCAGUUAUCACUCCAA